AUCUUUGUUGUUUACAGAAUGUCGUAUACCUACAAACAAUUUAGAAUUAUAACGUGAAUUCUGAAAUAUAUUCUAAAACCUUUGAAUUUCUAAAACCUUUGGAUUACGUUUGAAUAAACCCACUGUGAGAAGGUUUGAAAAUGAGAUUACAAAUUCGUUUAAAUAUGAUAAUUGCUAACCAAAUUCAAUAUUGUUUUUUGCUAGUUUUAUUAUUCAGUCCUAUUGUAGAACUAUCUUUUCGUGAACUGAAAUUAUUCAAAAUGAAAAUAAAAUCUAUAUAGGAACUGAAAAUGUCGAUCAGCAUCGAAUCGCGGUCCAAGCCAAAGCUCAGUUAAAACAAACUUCAAAACAAUGGUUGCUUCUGUAAAGUUCAUUUCUCACCCAAUUGGGUAGCAAGUAACAGUCUCUAUCUAUGAAGCCUGUUCUUUUUCCCAUUUCUAGCAAAUUUGAAAUCUAGCAGUUUUUAAAACUCUUGUGAGUAAAUUUUGGAUGUGAUGUUGGGGUUGGUCUUUCGUUUAACGGAAGUACAGUAUUUCAUCGAUAAUAUUUUGAGGUUUUAUAGUUGCAGUAUUUUCGAACAAAGUUAUAGAGGGUCAACUCAUGGGUCCUUGCCUUUUAAUUCCUUGCCUCUUUAGUCCCUUGUCUUUGGACAAACCAGGUCUCGUCUUGCACUUUUUAUAUAUUCUCGUGAAAUUUACAGGAACAAAUAAUUAAUUACAAAAUGAUACCAACAGGAAGCAUGGAAAUGCUUGACAACCCUGCAACCAUUGCACUUUUUAUGAAAUAACUAUUUAUGAAAGAGAGAACUCUUUUUGGAAGGAUUAUAGAAAAAGCGAUGCCUUAGUUUUUUAGCCAGUUUAAAUUUUAAUGCUUUAAAAAGUACAUUGUCACUGCUCAGUUUAAAGAAAUAUAGAAGCUUGGUUUCCUCGUCCGGAAAUGUAACUCAUAACCUUUUUGAACUGUGUCGGUCAUUUGGUCAUUUCACAAACGUAAGGACACUAGAUAAAAUGUUUACCUUAGUUUUGCUUAACCAGGCCUCAAGGUGCAACAAAACAAAUUCGGAUGAGACACUUACUAUACCUAACAGAACAAAACUUUUGUUGGGAGGACACAUCACUCAAGGAAUACACAGACAUGCUUUGAAGACGAACUGUACAAGAGGGGCCUGCUCCACCGGGAAAGUUUGGAUUUCAAGGCGUCUUCUUUGCCUCUGCUGGCCUCCAAGAAAUUUAAUAACGAGACAAUUCUGUUGUUUAAUUGAGUCUUCUGGUACAGUCCUACUGUUAUCUCGGGUCACUUUUACAAACGUACAGUUUUAGGUGCAUAGGAUAACAAGAAGUAACGCUAAAACAAAGUGCAUUCAAAGGUAAAACCUGAAUAAAGUGCAUCCAAAGCUAAACUAAAUGACACCAGCUCUUACCAUUUUCUUCAAAAAGGACAAUUAAGAUAAACGAGUAAAUACGCUAGGUUUCAAGAGGCAUACGCUGAGUGUGGCAUGAAGUUGGGCCGGGUCUAAUUUUUAAAUGAUUGCUUCUUAUUUGGUUUUUCGUAAUCUUUCUUUAUAGCUUGACAAAAUAUUUAUGUCGUAUUCUAUUCUAUUGACACAAUCUUAUGCUCAAUUCUAGCACCCUUAUUCUUGUCAUACUGAAUUUUCAAAGAUAUGUCGAAAAAUUACAUUUUCUGGCCUUGUGAGGUGCUGAUUACGUGCUUCUCUCGCGAAAAACAUCAAAGGCACAUCAGAAUUCGCCUUUUGGUCUUGUCGUUUGUUCAAGUUACGAAUUACUUUCCGGGGUGUCAUUCCGCACUGAUUAUAGGAACAGUAACAGGAAAGCGCCACAUAUUGGUUACGACCGGCUACCCGGACCUACUUAUUUGGCAGUUUUUUUCGCUUUUCGAUGAACCGCCAUUUUCUUUCGCCUAUAGUACCCUUACCCAGUCUAAAAGAGAUAGAAAGGACCAACUUUCAAAAUAAUGGCUUUUUCUGAGACCGACUGGUUUGAAAUAUUGGGGGAAGGUGUGAAACCCCCUAACACUCCCAAAUUUGCGCCCCUGUUGUUUAUUUUCUGUUGUCCUACUGAUUCAUUUUGAGAGGUGGAGUGCCUAAAGCAGCGGGGUAUUCCAAGGACUUGAUAGAGGGAUCGCAGAUUAGCAUUUGAAGCUCUAGAUGUGACGACCGUAGACAACAGAGCAGUUCCAGAACGAGGAUGGCUACUAAUAUCGGCGUACUGCCUUCCUGAACCAAACUGGCCUAAACAAAUCGAUUGUUGAAAGGGAGUACGAGCGAGUAAGCAAAGCAAGUUUGAUUAGCCAUCAACAAUGCCUAGAUGUGCCCUUGUAUUUCAAAGUUGCCAGAAAGCAUCAACUCUUUGCUUCUCAUUUGUAUAGAACCACCUGCCGAUCAGUGACCUUCCGAUGCCCGGUCAAGAUUUUCGGAGACCAGUGAAUUCAGAACAAUUUCUUUCCUGUCUAAUUUUUAUGUUGCUACCUUGUUCACGUAUAUUGAUAGACAAGAGUUUGUCGUUCAGUUAAGUAAACAAAACACAAAGAAAGUUGAAAUGACCGAAAUAACCAGGAGAAGAUCUUAAUGGAUAAUUGGUGGAAAACUUGAUGCUUUGCCAUGGAUUGGAGGGUCGUCUUCUGUCUCGGAUCGUAUUUCAUUUUGUUAACAGGUUUCUCAAGCAUUGACGGACACCCCGUCCGGAGACAUAAUAAGAAAACACACACACUAACAAGGAAAGCAAAAAUCGUCACAUUGCCGAAGGAUGGGGAGAAAAGCAAGCAGAAAAAAUCUUCUUUUUAUCCCGGACGACCCGCCCCUAAUUUGGCGACGACUGAAGAUGCGAAGAAAAAAGGAACGAUAAGAAUUUCAGGUCCCUGGCAUAGUGACAGCGGCCUAGACAGAAAUGUUGAUCCAAUGGAAGAUUCCUAUGUAAAGAAAAUAAUUUCUACUAACGAAGGCCUCAAUUUCAAUAAAGACAUGGCAGAAGCUGGAGAGGUCUUUGAUGUCAACGGAAUUGAAGAUUUUUACGACAGGAAUGCUCUUAUUACCUACGAAGUGAAUGGACACGAAAUUCCUGUUCAUAUGAAGCAAAAGCUCACUCCGCAAUCCCAGCCCAUGUUUCCAGAGUACGGACAUGAUUCCCCUGUGCCAGAAGCGACGUCAUCUCGUACUGGUCACGCCUACAAUCACCGACGUCCUGGUACGCAUCGAGCAACAACAUUUUACGGUAUGUCACUGAAAGACAUGCCCGAAUACAAGGUUCGUGACACACCGUCGUUGGGAGAAAGACGCCAUUCUGCUCGCUUUUUUGAAGGGAAAUCGCACACGAACGGCCAACAGGUUGGGGAUGAUAACACUUUUUCAUCGAGGCAUAGACUAGGUAACGCCUAUCGACCUGGGAUGUAUGAUUCCAGCACGCCAUCAAUGCAAAGAGCGGCAGAUCCUCAGUCGCAGAUUGAAAAGUUUUCGUCGGAGUAUGAGCAAGCCAACCAAUUUGGCCAAGAAGAUGCUGCUCUCGGCAGUAGAUUUCAAAGUGCGUCCAUGCCCCAUUUCGAAUCGGACAAACAAGUCCAGGCUCCGGAUAGCAGUGUAGCUGGGUUACGUGCACAUUCACUAUUUAACAGGUUGCAUAAUAACGAAGGAACAUUAAGCAGUGAUGAAGGGACAUCAAACGGGGACCUAAACGAGCGUUUGAAAGAAUUUGUCAAUCAAGCCCGGCAUAAGAACCAAGAACAACUGUUAGAAGAGCUGGCACGUUUGAAGCUUCAAAAAGCCCCUUCUUUAUUUGAAAAGCCAUCGCACGUGGAAGAAACCUUUCAAAAGCAUCCCUCGGAGCCUUCAAAGUUUUCAGAGAAGUUGACUCCAGCCCUUGGCGCGAAUGCUCCCGUUGAAGAGUUUUCAAAGGCACAUAGGGUCAGUUCGUUUUUUGGAAAAUCGAAUUCAGAAAAUGAGGAGAGCGCAAAAUCAGCGGAGGUGGGACUCACGGGGGAUAAUAGAGGGAUUGGGAAAGAGUAUGAUGGAACCAAACUCGCACCAGAUGCGGUGCAACCAAGCAAGGAGAAAGAAGAGCCAAAAGGUGAAGAUUCAAAUAAGUUUUUUGAACAGUUAGAGAGAAUUGAUGAGGAAAAGCAGAAAAAUGAAAGGGAUAAUCCAACUGAAAAAUCAGCUGAAGUAACUCUUGCUAGUAGUGUAGAAAAAAUACAGCACUUUAGUGACGAUCAAGAGCGGACAAAGGCAAAGGACAAACUGCUCAAGAUAUUAGGCGAUCUUACUUCAAAGUUAAAGGGGAUGGAGGCAGCUGUUAAAGACACGCAUACGGACGAGAGGAGAGAGAGUCCUUUGGAUUCGCAAGAGAGUAAACAGGAGGCAAUGGAGCAUAGCGUAGCGGAGGGAUCUUACACAGAGAGUAAGCACAAACAAGAGUCGUCUAAAGAAGAAUCGAAAGAGCAGAAGACAGGCGAAGUGGAGGCACAAAUGGAGCAUUCACAUGGGGAAAUGGAGCAUUCACAUGGGGAAAUGGAGCAUUCACAUGGGGAAUUGGAGCAUGCGAACGCGUAUCCGGAGUCGGCAAAGUACCAAGAGGAACGGAUGAUGGAGCAUCAGGAGCCUGGGUAUGAGAUGGAACAUGCUCAUUCGAAUGGAGGAGAUCAAUUAGAUGUUAGCCAGGAUAGAGUUUCUCAUCUUAUUAACAACUUGAAACAGCAUAAUCGACCGUUUAUUUUUAAUACAGAGGAAAUCGACUAUAAAGGGCCAAGUUACGAAGACAAAUCAAGAUUCAGCAGUGACAGUGGAGGUGAAAUGAAAGACCACGUGCAUCUGUCAAAGUAUGGAAGUGACCAGCCUUCUAUCGAACGCCCUAUCAUCUCAUCAUUCUAUGGCGCUCGUGAUUCGAAGCCCAGUGAUGAAUUGGAUGUUCAUUCAUUUCACAAUGAGGUUAACGCAUCUCCUGAACACGAGGUCACACCAACACAAAGAGAUGGUGGAAAGCAAAGACAGAAAGAUACAGAAAAAUUAGCUGAGUCUGAGAAAAAACCCAUUGUGCAGCUGCAUUCUGAAAGCGAGAGCAAAUCAGAUCCAGACGAUGAUUUGCCAGACUAUAACGAGGUAAAAGACGCGGCAAUAUUUGAAGAAAACUUCAUAAGGAAAAAAUUUCAUGCACCUAAUCUGCGUUGGUCUGAUGACUUGUCAGACGAAGCUCAGAAGGAAGCAGAUGAUUUGGCUGACGAAAAUUCGUUGGACCUGGGCAAGAAAAGCGUACCAAAGGGGAUGAACGUUGCAUUAGUCCCAGUUAAUUCAUUGAAUGUUGGAAAAGACUCUGCUGAUUUGUGGCAGAAGGAAUCGACAAAAUUUGAUUUUGUUAGCCCUUAUGUAUCUAAGAAAAAUUCUGAUUUCGCUCAGAUGGUAUGGAAGACAGCAAAAGAGUUUGGCCUUGGAGUUGCAAAGGCAAGAAAUAAAGAGAACUGGAUCGUUGUUGCAAAAUACGACACUCCUGUUGUAUCAGAAUUUGAAAAACUUAAAGCAAAUAUCGAGUCAGAUAUUCCUAUAGCGGACCCUUAUAGUGACAUUGCGCGGCGUGAAAGGAUUUUGAGCAUAAAAGACAGGAACUAAAUCAUAGCUUCACUGUAGUUCCCAAUUAUGGUUUACAAUCAUAAUUGUUCAUGCAAUCUUUGUUCGUUUGAAUGGACAGGCGAAGUUAUCAGAUUCCAAGCAGACGAAGUGUUGAAACGGGGUACCAUGGAAAGUUCUCAUUACCCUUCAACAGAUGGCAAAGAUGGCAAAAUCAUUUGGCACAAAACACUUGGCAAAAACAUAUGGGAGAAACAUAUGUUGAAAAAUAUUUGGCAAACAACAUAUGGCAAAAACAUAUUGUUGGGUUACGGUGUAGAAGUGUUAACUGUAGUUGCUUUGUUCCGAGCAGCCAGCUGUAGGCCAUACAAUUUCAUAUCUGCAAAUCUACCAAUAUUCUUAGGAUUGAUCAACAAUGCCUGCCAGAUGUCUCAGAACAUUACACCAAAUUUUUGUGUAUUUUAUAGUACAUCCACUUCCUCCCUUCAGAGAAUGUUGUUUUAUGAACCAACAUUGUUUUGGUGGACUCUCCUUUUUACCGGAAGCAUUAAUUUUUUCAGAAAAACGUUUUUUAAAAACAUUGUGAAAAUGUAGCCAUUUUGCCAGUUUUUCUAAGAAAUCUUUCAGAUAGAAUCUAAACAUAUUUUGAGUGAACAGCUGUGUUGAGAAAUGCAGACAGUGUCUAUUUUUCGUUGCUUCUACCAUUUUGUUCUUUGAUUACAUCAUUCAUAAUUUUUAGUUUCCAUUCUCUUUGUCAAUUACCGUUGGUACGAUUUUACCUGUUUCUGAUAAUAAUGAAAGUUUUUAGAUACUUACCUGAUCCAAUGUAUAUACCUAACACAUCGCAAUUCGUAUCCAAGUGUAUGAUUUUUCGAUGUCCUUGCAGCUUUGUAUAUAAAUUGAGCAACAGAGACA
Rhopilema esculentum is the source of this 6481-nucleotide messenger RNA. RefSeq lists its product as uncharacterized. The record is from RefSeq and is a predicted model, not a curated record. Lineage: Eukaryota; Metazoa; Cnidaria; Scyphozoa; Rhizostomeae; Rhizostomatidae.